Molecule: messenger RNA, 1134 nt
Organism: Kwoniella botswanensis
Lineage: Eukaryota; Fungi; Basidiomycota; Tremellomycetes; Tremellales; Cryptococcaceae
Product: actin-2
Exons: 11
Coding region: 1-1134 (377 amino acids)
Source: RefSeq, a predicted model, not a curated record
AUGGCAACCGAAUUCGACGAUGUGUUGACGAAUCAACCUGUUGUGAUUGACAAUGGCUCCGGUACGAUCAAAGCUGGUUUUGCAGGCGAAGAGCAGCCGUCUUGUUAUAUCCCUUCCUUCGUCGGUCGUCCGAAACAUCCCCGAGUAAUGGCAGGUGCGAUACAGGAUAACCUAUUUAUAGGAAGACGAGCACAGGAAUUGAGAGGAUUAUUGAAGAUAAAAUAUCCAAUGGAACAUGGGGUGGUGACUGAUUGGGAUGAUAUGGAGAGGAUUUGGGGUUGGGUGUACGGGGAGGGUCUGAAAGCCUUGAGUGAGGAGCACCCUGUACUUCUCACCGAAGCACCUCUCAACCCACGUCAGAAUAGAGACGUAGCCGCUCAGAUAUUCUUCGAAACGUUCAACGUGCCAGCGUUCUUCACGAGUGUACAAGCUGUUCUAUCACUAUACUCUUCGGGGCGUACGACAGGUAUAGUUCUAGACUCAGGAGAUGGAGUGACCCACGCCGUGCCUGUCUUCGAAGGAUUCUCGAUGCCACAUGCGAUUCGACGGAUAGACAUAGCAGGAAGGGAUGUGACGGAUCAUCUGCAGCUGUUACUCAGGAAAUCCGGAUAUUAUCUACAUACGUCUGCGGAGAAAGAGGUGGUUAGGACUAUAAAAGAGAAAACAUGUUAUCUGGCUAUCAAUCCUGCUAAGGAGGAGAAAGAUCAGUCGGGAGCAUGGGAGGAAUUUAGGUUACCUGAUGGAAAGGUCAUACAGCUUGGUGUGGAGAGGUUUUUGGCUCCUGAAAUACUUUUCAACCCAGAACUGAUAGGUCAAGAAUAUCCUGGUGUACAUCAGGUCAUCGUGGACUCCAUAAAUAGGACGGAUCUGGAUUUGAGGAAAUCGCUGUUCAGUAAUAUCGUAUUGUCAGGUGGAUCAACAUUGUGUACAGGUUUUGGAGAUAGGUUGUUGAAUGAGGUUAAGAAACUGGCGUUGAAAGAUGUCAAAUUGAAGAUAUAUGCACCACCAGAAAGAAAAUACUCGACAUGGAUAGGAGGUAGUAUCUUAGCUGGAUUGAGUACAUUCAAGAAGAUGUGGGUAUCGGCCGAUGAGUACAAAGAAGAUCCUGAUAUCAUACAUAAGAAGGCGUUUUAG